CUAUCCCGAUCCUGCCAGGCGCUCCAAUCGCUUGUAGAGACCAUCGCUGGACCCAGGCGGCUGUGUCGAUCUCCGCUCCAACUGGAGACAGGGUCCAAACCAUGGCGGAGAAGGCUCAAAAGAGUGUGAAGAUUGCUCCUGGAGCAGUUGUAUGUGUAGAAAGUGAAAUCCGGGGUGAUGUAACCAUAGGACCUAGGACAGUGAUCCACCCUAAAGCACGGAUUAUUGCGGAAGCCGGGCCAAUAGUGAUUGGGGAAGGUAACCUAAUAGAAGAACAGGCGCUUAUCAUAAAUGCUCACCCUGAUAAUAUCACCCCUGAUGCUGAAGAUCCAGAACCAAAACCUAUGAUCAUUGGCACCAAUAAUGUGUUUGAAGUUGGCUGUUAUUCCCAAGCCAUGAAAAUGGGAGAUAAUAAUGUUAUUGAAUCAAAAGCAUAUGUGGGCAGAAACGUAAUCCUGACAAGUGGUUGCAUCAUUGGGGCUUGCUGUAACCUGAAUACAUUUGAGGUCAUCCCUGAGAAUACAGUGAUCUAUGGUGCAGACUGCCUUCGUAGGGUGCAGACUGAGCGACCACAGCCCCAGACACUACAGCUGGAUUUCCUGAUGAAAAUCUUGCCAAACUACCACCACCUAAAGAAGACUAUGAAAGGAAGCUCAACUCCAGUUAAGAACUAAGAACAAUAUACAACAUCAAGAUAACAGUUUGUCUUUGACCACUGUCUUUUGAGAGGGCCACAGUGUUUAUGCACUCUUAGCAAUUCACAGAUUAAUACAUGUUGACUUUAUUUUAUAAAAUUGAGUCAGAGAGGAAAGUAAUGGAUUUUCAUUAUAACUGUCCUCUGUAAUUACAUAAAAUGCAUUAUUUUCCUAUAUCCUUACUCCUUUUCUGAGAAUUUACAGGUUUGGUUUAUUUUUCUUUUGCCAUAUGUUGGCCAUGAUUUUAGUUGUGUAAAAGAUUCCCUGUGAUAAGAAAGGGCAUAUUACUAUGUAUUUAUAUUCUAGCAUAUGUUGUAUUCAAUAAAAAUGCUAGUGACGGGACUUUCAGUGAACAUACUUUGAUCAAGUUUUCUACUUGUGUUAACUUCGCUAAAAUAGCUCUUUUAAUUUUUACUGUGUACUAGCCAUAUUAAAGCUAAUGUGUUUAUCUUU
Molecule: messenger RNA, 1148 nt
Organism: Herpailurus yagouaroundi (jaguarundi)
Lineage: Eukaryota; Metazoa; Chordata; Mammalia; Carnivora; Felidae
Gene: DCTN6
Product: dynactin subunit 6
Exons: 7
Coding region: 102-674 (190 amino acids)
Biological process (GO): mitotic spindle organization
Cellular component (GO): dynactin complex
Molecular function (GO): dynein complex binding
Source: RefSeq, a predicted model, not a curated record